ACGAACUCGUUACCCAGAAAUAUUCACUUGCCUAUCAAGAUGCCAUCCACUGAACCGACUGACCAGAGAAAAACCAGGGGAUGGCGUUUCUGGAUGGCUAUUCUCUCCCUGAAUCUCAUCGGUUUCGUCGCGACUCUCGAGGGCACUGUCUUGGGCACAGCGCUUCCACGAAUCACGCAGGAAAUCCGGACCUCUGGCUCCAUGGACUAUGUUUGGAUGGCAGAUACUUUUGCUCUGGCUCAAACCGUUGUUCAACCACCGCUUUCGCAGAUCUGCAACAUUUUCGGACGUCGUACGCCCAUGAUGGCAUCCGUCGCGCUUUUCGCCCUGGGAAGCGGCAUUGCGGGAGGCGCCAAUAACUCUACCAUGUUUAUUGCUGGCAGGACCAUCCAGGGCAUCGGUUCCGGAGGCAUCUUGUUGAUGGUGGAACUCAUCGUGUGCGACCUGGUGCCAUUGCGGGAACGUGGAAAAUAUCUUGGUAUCGUGCUCUCCAGUUCGGCCGUCGGUGCGGUCGUCGGACCUGUUAUCGCAGGAGCUCUCGUGGAGGCAGACUGGCGAUGGAUCUUUUAUCUGAAUCUUCCCAUCUGCGCACUUGUCAUCUUGAUGAUGAGGUUUUCUGUUCGUCUCCGCCACCAAAACAAUGCUACUUGGAAAGCUUCACUUGCUCGGGUAGAUUGGAUAGGCAGCUCACUCUUUAUCGCUUCUCUUUGCUCCCUCCUGGUUGGCCUCAUUUUCGGCGGCUCAGACGAAAAAUUUGCCUGGAGCUCUUGGCGAGUCAUCCUUCCCAUAGUCUUGGGUAUCGUCGGCUGGAUUGCUUUCCACAUCUACGAAGUCUCAGGCUCCUGCAAGGAGCCGAGUGUGCCAUCCAUCCUGUUCAGCAAUCGAACGUCCAUUGUCGGCUUUUUUCUCGUCUUCGAUGCAUCCAUCUUGAUGCAAUGGGUUGCAUUCUUUUUACCUAUCUACUUUCAAGGCGUCCGAAAAGUCUCCCCACUGAAAUCGGGAAUCAACUUCCUCCCAUUUCAAGUCUUCCUCAUCCCUGCAGCGUCUAUAACCGGGGCUAUUCUUUCCAAAACUGGCAAAUAUAAGCCGCUUCAUCUUACCGGAUUCAUACUCUGCACGCUCGGCCUGGGACUUCUAACCCUUUUGAAUGACGAUACGCCUACUGUCCAAUGGGUUGUGUUUGAAGCAAUCGAAGCCAUGGGUCAGGCAUUGUUGAUUCCCACCAUUCUCCCCGCCAUUCAAGCUUCACUCUCCGAGUCGGAGGUUGCCUCCUCCGUCGGUCUCUAUUCGUUCUUACGCAGCUUUGGCUGGUUCUGGGGUAUCACGAUUCCAAGCAUCAUUUUCAACAACCGUUGGGGCCAGUUAGAAGGACGAAUCAGUAACCUAGAUGUACGCGCGAGUUUGAGCGGCGGCCAGGCUUAUCAUUCCACCGGAACACAUCCCUCGUGGUCGAGCACCACGCUGGCCGAGGUCGUGAGCGUUUAUACAGAUACCUUGAGGACCUUGUGGUACGCGGCCAUUGCUAUAGCAGGUAUCGGAUUUCUGGCUGUGUUUUGCGAAAAGAGCCUAGCUCUCCGUGAAACUUUGGAAACGGAAUACGGAUUAGAGCAGGAGAAGCAAGUCAACACUGAGGAGCACGGCGUGAAUGUCAAGAAUUGA
Messenger RNA from Periconia digitata, 1659 nucleotides. NCBI's taxonomy places the organism in Eukaryota, Fungi, Ascomycota, Dothideomycetes, Pleosporales, Periconiaceae. The record is from the annotation of a GenBank genome assembly.